Molecule: messenger RNA, 924 nt
Organism: Talaromyces proteolyticus
Lineage: Eukaryota; Fungi; Ascomycota; Eurotiomycetes; Eurotiales; Trichocomaceae
Exons: 4
Coding region: 116-820 (234 amino acids)
Source: RefSeq, a predicted model, not a curated record
GCCCCUCGCCGCCUUAUUCUCGAGCUGACGUGCCAUCUAUUCACCUGAAUCAUCCUGAAUUCGUUUAUUAUUAUCAUUAUCAUCAUUAUUAUUGCCAACCAUCCCAGACGUCACCAUGGCUGCCCCUCCAGAGACGACCAUCCAAAACCUGAAUGGCCAGUUCAUCCUGAACAAGACCCUCUCCAAUGACACCGACCCCAUUCUUGCUCUGCAAGGCAUUAGCUGGGUAACCCGCACAGCCAUCGCCUACGCAACCGUCACUCUCGACAUCAGCGAAUUCGUCGAGCCAAACGCCGACGACCCCGCGCACGCGCCCGUCACCAAAGUUGACAUUCUGCAAACCGCCACAGGCGGCAUCCAGUCCCAAGAGAAACGCACCGCCGACUGGCGGCCCCGCGACCAUGAGGACCGCAUUUUUGGUGCGGUUAGCGGUCAAACCCGUCUGAUUCGUGGAUCGAAGGCGGCCGAUGGGAAGGUGCGUCCGGACAUCGAGGUGCAGACCGAGCCCAAGGAGGAGAAGAUUGCCAAGUUUUUGCGAGGAGAGACUCUCGUCGAUGGUGAGGCUGCGGAGGGCUUCGACGUUGAAGUGGUUCAGGAUAAGGAAGGAGUGUCGUACGGGGAAGGCGAGGGGCUGUGGUUGCAGAGCUGGGUGAGGAGUGAGAGUGCUAAAUGGACUGCUGAGCAGAUCUGGGGCUUUGAAACCAUCGACGGCCUGCGCUACUAUACUCGCCGCGUUGCUGUUGCGAGCGAGGACGGCAAUUACCUGCUUGCAAGACUAGUCUAUGAUUACCAGGGCCCAGUCCCCGCUCCUGAAGCCUAGACUGGCGUAUUACUAGGAUGAAUGUGUAGAACGCAGGUGGGAUGGAUGACUUAGAUUACUUUGCUAUUAGUAGACAGAAACUGACUAUUGUUUACAACCAAGAU